Eimeria mitis is the source of this 891-nucleotide messenger RNA. RefSeq lists its product as uncharacterized. The coding region runs from base 1 to 891 and encodes 296 amino acids. NCBI's taxonomy places the organism in Eukaryota, Apicomplexa, Conoidasida, Eucoccidiorida, Eimeriidae. The record is from RefSeq and is a predicted model, not a curated record. The transcript is spliced from 5 exons.
AUGAGGACUCUGGCUAUUCUGUUGUUUCUUCUUCACUGCUGGGGGGCAUCGGCGCUCUCGCAGCUGUGGGGCCCCCGGGGCCCCUCGAAGACAAUAGAAGGCGAGGACGGGAAGGAGGCUGUCCAGCUGUUGCAAGCUGAAGAACUACGGGCUAUCAUCGGCAGCAGUGGAACCAACAGCAGCAGCAGCAGCAGCAGCAGCAACAGCAGCAGCAGCAGGAAUGAUAGAGGCGAUGGCAAGGAGGCUGCGGUGUUGUUGUUUGCUUCUUGGGAUUCCAGCAGCGCAAGCAGCAGCAGCAGCAGCAAGAGCAGCAGCAGCAACAGCAGCAGCAGCAAGAGCAGCAGCAGCAGCAGCAAGCAGCAGCAGCAGCAGCAGCAGCAGCAGCAGCAACAGCAGCAGCAGCAGCAGCAGCAACAGCAGCAGGAUGCAAGGUCCCUGUGCCGCAGCCUCGGGGUAACUUCUCUGCCUGCCCUCCUCUAUUUCACACCAUAUCCAAUAGGUUCAAAGAAGCAGCAGCAGCAGCAGCAGCAGCAGCAGCAGGGACAGCAGCAGCAACAGCAACCGCAGCAGCAGCAGCGUUUGGGUUUCUUCGAUGAUGAAGAAGAUGCAUUGUUGCAUCCCCGGGCGACGAGGUAUAAGGGGGACCUCCUGAUGAGAGAAGCAAUCGUCGACUGGUUGAAGCUGCUGCGCUGCAUAUCUCGUCUGCAGCGGCUAACAAACAGAAGCAGCAGCAGCAGCAGCAGCAGCAGCAACAACAGCAGCAGCAGUGAGUCACAAGAGCUGCAGCAGCAGCUACAACAGCAGCAGCAAAUCAUCAAGGAACAGCAGCAGCUCCUACUGGAACAAAAAAUGGAACUCGACCGGUUGCGCAGACAGCUGCGUCAGCCGUAG